AUGAUAAAAAAAAUAUUAAAAAAUUUAAGUAUUUCAAUUGAAAAUAAAGACGAUAAUUUUAGUCAUAUUGAAAAUAUAUUAAAUCUAAUUGAAGCAAUAAUUAUUCAUGAAAAUUCUUAUUGGAAAUAUGUAAAUAUUUUAAAUGAAUUAACUUCAUUAUGUUAUGAAGAUCCUGUAAAUUUCAGAAAAUUAUUAUUCAUUAAAAAGGAAAAGUUAGAUGAGCAAAAAAAGAAGGUUGAUCAAAUUAUAGACAGAAUAUUAAUAGUUUUAGAAAAAUAUGAAGAUUCAAGAAAUACUUUUAUUUAUUCCAUUACAAAACUAGUUUUGAUUAAUGAUUUUAAUUUAAAUAUUAAUAUUCUAAGUAUAUUAUGUAACUUAGUAAUGAAUGAAGAAUAUAAAUAUUAUAUAUAUGCUGCCUUUGAAGAAAUAAUAGUAUCAAUUAUACUAAAUUCAGCUGAAAUUGAAACAUUAGAAAAUAUAUUUCAAGGGUUAUACCAUUUACCAAAGGAUAAAUUUAUUGCUGGAUGUUUCAACAGUUGUAUGCAUAAAGUUAUCCAACAGUUAAGAAAUUCCUUUAAUGAACAUAUUUUGGGAUUUUUAUCAGUUUUAACAUUAGAAAAGGAAAACUGUUUAAUUGCAUAUGAUGAAGGACUUCUAAAAAUAUUAACUGAAGAAAUUGAUAAGUAUAAAAAUUAUGAUUUUGAUGAUAUUCCUAAUUAUUUUAAGGAUAUUUAUAUGAUAAUAUCACAACUAUGUAGUAAUUAUUUUAAACAUUGCGAUAUUUUAAUUAGGGACAAAAUGCAUUUGGAUUUUUUUUUUAAAAAAAUAAAAGAAAUAAUAAAUGUAAGUAAAAUAGAAAUUUCUAAAAAAAAAUCAUUUUUUUGUAAUAUAAUAAUUUUUACUUUAAAUAAUAUUUGUAAAUAUAAUGAUACAACUUUAUUUGAAUUGUGCAAUACAUUUCAUUUUAUCGACUUAUUGUUAAUUUGUAUAAAAAUGGAAUUGGGAAAUCCUUAUUUAUUAAGUGCUAGUCUAGGUGGGCUAUUGGUUGUUUUAAAAAAUCAAGAAAUAUAUAAAAGCAAUAUUGAAUAUAUAUUAGAUAAUACACAUAAUUUAAAAAUAUUAUUACCUUUUUUAUUUGGACAAAAAUAUAAUAAUAUAUAUAACUUUUAUUAUAAUUCUGAUAAUGAAAUAGAAUUAUACUUACUUGAUAUAAUAAAAUAUACUUUAGAUAUUAUUGGUUUUUUUUUUUUAAAAGAGGUAGAUAAAUUUACAAUUAAAGUUAAAAAAGAAUUCAGGAAUAGUAAUAUUAAUUACUUUUUGCUAAAAUGUUUUGAAAAAAAAAAUGAAGAUAUAAUUAUAAGAAUGCUAAAAUGCAUUUAUUUAAUUCCUUUUAAUGAUUAUAAACACAUAGAAUUACAUAAAAUUUUCUUUAUACUUCACGAAAAAAAUAUUAUUGUAAAUGAUAAAUGGAAAGAAAUUUAUUAUUACUGUAUAAAGAUAUAUAUAAAGGUUUUGAGAAAUGAAGAAGUUAAAAGAAUUAUAGAAUACUAUAAUUUUAAAAAUACUAUUAUAAGUGUUUUACGCAUUAUGAAUCAAUUUUUAUCAAGAAUAAAUGGGUUACAGAAAAAAAGUGAAUACCUACUUUCAAAAAAAAGGAUAGGAGAAGAAAAUGAUAAUAUAUUUGAUCAAGAAGAAAAAAUUGAUCUGAAUAAAAUAAGUGUAGAACUUUUAAGCAUUUCUUCACGAUAUAUUGAUUUACGUCCUUUUAUGAGAAAUAAUUCAAUAACAUACUAUUUUUUAGAAAUAUUAUCAAAUGAAGACAGUUUAUUCAGUGAAUUAACCAUUGAUUAUGAUAUAUUAGUAGAAAAGACAUGGUGUGGUAAUAUUGAAAAUAUAUUUAAAACUUUAAUGAAACAAAAUAUAAAAAAAAAUAAAAAAGUUUGUUUACGUCUUUUAAUUAAUAUAGCUGAUAUAUUUAGUGGUUAUUUUUAUUUGUUUAAAAGUAGUGCCAAUACAAACAUAUUUAAAAUAUGCAAUCGUGAGGAAAAACAGUGGAAUAAAAAAAAAAUAUUAGAAUAUUUCUUUUUAAUGAGUGAUAAUGAUAGAUUAGAUUAUAAAGAUCAAGUGUAUAUAUUUUUAAAACAUUAUAUGGGAAACUUAUUUUCUUUAUUAGAUAUAUUUAUUCAUAAUAAUAUUUUUACAGGAUUAAAAAAAGAUCUAGAAGAAAAUUAUUUUCCUGGAAUAUUGAAAUAUAACAAAUUAAGAUAUGAAAAAAAAAUAUGUAAUUUAAAACUAAAAGAAAAAGAGAUAAAAGAAAAAAUAGAAAGAAUUAAAAUAGAUAAAAAUAUUUCACAAUAUAAGCGUUUAAACGAAGAACUUCAGAAUGUUAAUAACAAAAAAAGGAAGCUUUUUUUUAAAUUAGAUAGUAACAAUUUUAUGCAAACAUUUGAUUUAUUUAUCGAUAAUGAAAUAAGCAAUAAUAUAGAAUUUAUGUUCGACCUACCUAAAGUCGUGAAAAAAAAAAAAACAAUCAAAUAUUUAAAAACAAAUUAUACGAAAAAAACAAUUGAUGACAAAAAUGUUUUAAAAAAAAAAAUGGAUUCUUUUGAUGAAGUUAACUUGGAUGUAAAUGAAAAAAAAAAUGUCAAUAUUGAUACGAUUGAUAAUUUAAAUAAUAAGGAAAUUGAAAAUAAUGAAAAUAGUAUAAGAAAUAAUUUAAGUAUAGAAGAUGAAGAAAAAAAAGACAUAAAAAAAAAUAUAGAAAAUUCAUUAGAUGAUUCAUAUUCUUACAGUGGUGAUUCUUCAUCAAGUUCACUAGCUGAAGAAAAUCCUAAUGAAACAGUCCUAGAUAAAAUUUCAUCUUAUCUUUUAAGUUUUGAUAAAGAAAUUGUUUAUGAGCAGAAAUUUAAUAAUUUUAAUAUAUUGUUAUUUAAUAAAAGAGGAGUUUUUAUUAAUAGUAGUAGAGGGGAAGUGAACGAAGCUUACAUAUUGUAUGCUGCUUUAAGAAUUUUUUAUAGCUUAAUUAUAAAUAACAUAAAUAAUGAAAAUUAUUUUCAAUUAAAGGAAUAUUUAUUAAGAAUAAAUGUUAUAAAAACUUUAAUAAACUUUUUAAAUCAAUGUAGUUUUUAUGACUGUAAUGUUUUUGCACACUUUCUUCGUUUAUAUAGUGAAAUUUUAAAAAAGAAUUUAACAUCUGUAGAAUCCAUGAAUAUGCUAAUAUUUUACAAUAUAUUUUUUUAUUAUUGUAAAAUUAUGUCUAGAGAAUUUAUAAAAAAAAUUAUAAAUAGUGAAUAUAUUAUAUCAUAUAAGGAACAAUAUUUUUUUGCUGAGUUGUCACAACUAUUUUACUAUUUUACACAAAAAAUUAUAUAUAUUCAUUUUUCUCAAUAUAGUGAAAUACAAAAAUGGUGUGUUGAUUGUUCUUUGUUUCAUUUUUUUUACAAAAAUAAUAUUUUGUUAUUACUCUAUUUAUUUAUUUAUAUUCAUAAUGUUCACUAUGGAUCAGUGUAUGCUUCAUAUAUUUAUCACAAAAAAAAUUUUCAUUUUAUUCAUACAAUAUUUUUUUAUACUUUAUUUUCUUUAUCUUAUUUAAUGUGUUUUUCAAAAAAAUUGAAGUAUUUUAUAUUAUACUUUAUAAAUUAUAAGAGAUAUAUAAAUAAAAUAUUAUUUAGGAAAUCUAUUAUCCAUUCCCUUUUUUUUUAUUAUAAAUUGAUAUUUAUUCGAAUAGUUUUUCAGAAUCAACUGUCUUUGGAAAAAAAGUCACCUAAACAAAUAUAUCACAUAUCUCCUGUUAUAUAUAUACGGAAGAAUAGUAUAGAAUGGUACUUUUUAGCAUUAGGUUUAGAUAAAUUUUAUUUAGUAUAUAUACCAGAUAAUUUCGAAGAAGAUAUUACAGAAGAUAAGGAUAUAAAGUUAAUUAUACAUUCAGAGAAAAAAUAUGUUGAUAUAACAAGAAUAUGCGUAAGUAAAAUAAAUGAUAACUUUUUUGUUUUUGGUUAUAUAAAUUUUGAAAAUAAUGCAAGUUAUGAAACAUAUGAUAUAUUUAUUAGCUUAAAUAAAUAUUUUCGCGAUGAAAUAAUAUCGUAUGCUCAGUUUUUAUCUGGUUCUGAUUAUGAAACAAGAGUUGAUUUAUUACAAGAUAAUAUUAUACCAAAUAAUUUAAAAAAUUAUAUGAACAUAAAAAAUAUUAUUAUGACAUCUUUUGCCUACAAAGAGAUAACACCAAGCGAUCAGUUAAAAAAAGAAAUGAAAGAAAAAGAAAAAGAAAAAAGGAAAAAAGAAGAUGAGGAUUAUGAAGAGUCUUAUGAAUCUAACAUAUUUUCAGAAUAUAGUGGUUCAUUAAAUGUGAGUAGUGAAAAUGAAAAAUCUGAUAAAUCUGAUAAAUCUGAUUCUCAAUCAGACGAUGAUUUUAAUAUAUUUAGAAGAAAUAAAAAUAAAAAUAAAAGAAAAUUAUUAUUUUUUGUUUUAACAAAGAAUCACUUAUAUGUUUUUAAGUUUAAUUUUAAGCACUGGAUAUUUUUAAGUCCUUUUAUAGAUGAGGAAAAGGAUGAUAUACUUCUUUAUGUUGAAUCAAGUUUAGAUAGUGAAGGAAAAAAAAGAAAAUUAUUUACAAAUAAUAAAAUAUAUUUAAAAAAUUUUUUAGGAAUAACAGCUGACAUUACUCAUAGUGGAGAUGUUUCCUUUGUUAGAAAAUGCGCUAUUAGAAAUACUAUAAAACAUAUUUAUCAAAGCAGUAAUACAGAAUGCACAAAUGAUCAAGUUGUAUCAACCUCUUUUACAACAACUAAUACAACCAAUUUGUCGGAUGAACAAAAAAAAAAUGAAAUUACAAGAAAUAAAGAGAAAUUUACUGAGAAAAAAAGAUAUGAAUAUGCCAAUAAAUUUUUAUUAAAAAUUGUCCAUAAAUAUAAUAACGAGUAUUUAAACAGAAUUAAAUUUUUAAAUAACAUUGAAAGUAUAAUUUCAUUAAAUUAUAAAGUGAAACAAAAUGAAAGAACUAUAAAAAAAAAAAUAAAAAUGGUUUUGUUUGACGAUUACACAAGAGAAUUGUGGAAACGAUCUAUAGCACAAUCUUUAAAUAUUCUAAUGACAUCAUCGGAAUGGAAAAGGAAAUGGAAUUAA
Messenger RNA from Plasmodium gallinaceum, 5121 nucleotides. RefSeq names its product conserved Plasmodium protein, unknown function. The coding region runs from base 1 to 5121 and encodes 1706 amino acids. The transcript has 6 exons. Lineage: Eukaryota; Apicomplexa; Aconoidasida; Haemosporida; Plasmodiidae. The record is from RefSeq and is a predicted model, not a curated record.